AUGUCUAACAAAGAAAAGACUCUCAUCAAACCAUUUAAAAUCACCGCUCUGGCUUUAUUGAUAGUCCUAAUAAUAAACCUCUCUUAUAAGUCAUUUCUGAAACGCUAUCUAAAGUCGACUGUUAUUUGGUGUUUAGGAAUCGCUAAUGCAGAUCGUAACGAUAUAAUGUGGUGGCAAGCCUCACCACUAUUAGAGCGCUGGAUAUGGCAAUUAGUUGACAAUUAUGAAUCCGGGUAUGAAUAA
Molecule: messenger RNA, 243 nt
Organism: Saccharomyces paradoxus
Lineage: Eukaryota; Fungi; Ascomycota; Saccharomycetes; Saccharomycetales; Saccharomycetaceae
Exons: 1
Coding region: 1-243 (80 amino acids)
Source: RefSeq, a predicted model, not a curated record